UCGUGGGCGGGGUUUAUACAGUCAUGGCGGCCGCUAUGAAGAACGUGGAAGAAAUAAGAAGUCGGGUAAUUUUAGGGGAAUUUGGUGUCAAAAAUGCCCAUACGACGGAUUUUCCAGGAAACUAUCCCGGUUAUGACGACACUUGGAACUUGGGCAAAUUCCAAAAGAACUUCCGUAUCAAUGUGGUUCAACUGAAAGAGAACAGUAUGGAGUUUGACAUGGUGGGCGUAGAUCCAGCCAUCGCCAACGCUUUCAGAAGAAUCCUUUUAGCUGAGGUCCCAACCAUGGCGAUAGAGAAGGUGUUUAUCUACAACAACACGUCCAUUGUCCAGGAUGAGGUCCUGGCCCAUAGACUAGGCCUCAUACCUAUUAGAGCAGACCCGCGUCUGUUUGAAUACAGAAAUUCAGGUGAGGACACAGCUGCAGAGGAGGGCUCAGAGAUUGACACCAUCCAGCUUCAGCUGAAGGUGAAAUGCAGCCGAAACCCCAGGGCCAGCAAAGAUUCUUCAGAUCCCCGAGAGCUCUACCUGCACCACAUGGUUUAUUCUAGAGACCUUAAGUGGAUGCCCAUUGGAAACCAGGCAGAUGUGUUUGCAGAUGCAUUUAUUGGACCAGUACAUGAUGAUAUACUGAUCGCACAGCUGAGACCAGGACAGGAGCUGGACAUUGUCAUGCAUUGUGUUAAAGGCAUUGGCAAGGACCAUGCUAAGUUCUCACCUGUGGCCACAGCCAGCUACAGACUGCUCCCAGAGAUCACGCUGAUGGAACGGGUGGAGGGGGAGCAGGCGGAGCGGCUUCAGCGCUGCUUUUCCAGAGGUGUUAUAGAGCUAGAGGAGCAGAAUGGCGAAAAGGUUGCUAAAGUUGUAAACAGUCGCCUGGAUACAUGCAGCAGAGAGGUCCUUCGACACGAUGACCUAAAGAACUUGGUGAAACUUGGACGCAUACGGGACCACUUCAUCUUUACAGUUGAAUCGACUGGCAUCCUCCCACCUGAUGUCCUUGUGGCAGAGGCCAUCCAAGUGCUCAUGAGCAAGUGUCAAAGGUUUCUCAGUGAACUGGAUUCCUCAGAUAUGGACUAACUUAAGCACCUCCUUCAGUAAAGUUGGACAGUGGCUUGGAAUGGUCCUAGUGGAACAUGCUACAGUCUUAUGGCUUAUGCAAUUUACAUAAAUGGACAACAUCACUGAAGUGCAUUGCUCGGGCUGUGGACACUUUGAAAUAUCAUAAUGUACGCAUGUAUACACAUUAAACAUCACCCACAUGAACAUGCAAUCUGGCCCAUGUGCGCUUAAGGGGUAUUCGAUGAAGCGAGCUAAAGAGAAUGCCUUGCUUAUUUGGGCAAUCCAGUCUCGUUAAAUUCUUAGUUCCGUUCCAUGAAAGUGACUACCGGAGUUGGCGCCGAAUUGCUGUAAUAACAAACACCCGAGUACAAAACUGGUUGGGACCAGGCUAACUGUCAAGAUUAUUUUAGCUUUGUCUCCAAGAACGUCUAAAGAAACUAUUUGAUCAAGCCUUUUAGCACAUGCACUCACACACUUGUGUUUGAGUCCUCACUCUUUGGAUCAGAAUGAAAAUUUCCAUGUUCCAAAUCAAACUGCAUUAACUUGGCCCUCCCAGAGUAACUGGGAGCGUGCACAAAGCACAUCUUAAACCUCAGGUCUGAGUUAGCACUGGUCAUAUCCAGGCUUAUUUCUUUGGAACGACUUGAGGCUAAAGCUGGAGGACCUAGUUUCAGCUCAGGAUUUCAGGAUAAGCCGGGACUUCUUAACUUUGA
Messenger RNA from Periophthalmus magnuspinnatus, 1774 nucleotides. RefSeq names its product RNA polymerase I and III subunit C (gene polr1c). The record is from RefSeq and is a predicted model, not a curated record. Gene Ontology annotation, biological process: DNA-templated transcription. Bases 24 to 1079 code for a protein of 351 amino acids. Gene Ontology annotation, cellular component: RNA polymerase I complex; RNA polymerase III complex. The transcript is spliced from 9 exons. NCBI's taxonomy places the organism in Eukaryota, Metazoa, Chordata, Actinopteri, Gobiiformes, Gobiidae. Gene Ontology annotation, molecular function: protein dimerization activity; DNA binding.